AUGGGAUACUCGUUAGCUGUUGGGAAGAAGAAUGAGAACCUUCUAUAUUUUACUGGAGCACCAAGAUCUGAACACAUGGGACAGAUCCUACUUUUCAACAAGGUCAACAACAACUGGACUGUGGCACAAAGAUUGUUUGGGGAACAGAUGGGCUCCUACUUCGCAGAGCUGGUUUCUGUGGACAUAGACUGCGGCAACUUAGAUUUCCUCCUGGUGGGGCACCAAUGUUUCACCAAACCACAAGAGGGCAGGAUCUACGUCUACACACUGACUGAUAAGCUGGAACUGAGGAUGGAGAUGAAUGUUUCAGGGCUGUCUCAGGGUAGAUUCGGCUCCUCCAUCUSCUCUCUCACAGACCUGAAUGGAGAUGGGCUGAAGGAUGUAGCUGUGGGGGCUCCACUUGAGGACGAUCACAGGGGGGCCGUGUACAUCUACCUGGGUGAAAAGCUAAAGGGGAUCCGCCCUSAAUUCAGCCAGCGCAUCUCAGCUGUGAUGAUGAGAUCUAAGCUCCAGUUCUUUGGCCAGACGAUUGAUGGGAAGAUGGACCUGGGUGAGGAUGGACUGACUGACAUCGUAGUAGGAGCGCGUGGCGCAGUUGUCGUCUUGAGGUCCAGACCGGUCCUCAGCGUCUCUGCUCAUCUCCACUUCCAUCCCUCGGAGAUCAGCACUGAUAACUUUGACUGUCUGGCAAAAGAGAUCAUUUCCCCCGUGGUCACUUUAACAGCCUGCUUUAACAUGGCAGAGGCAACAAAGAGUAAAGCUGGGGCACUGAGUGCAGGGAUGAACGUCUCCUUACCGCUGGAUGUGCCCUUUGAAAAGAACUGCAAAGAAAAUGAAGCCUGUUUGGCAGAGCUUGAGGUGGACUUCAACUUUAUCACAUCAACUUUAUUAGUGGUGGACCAGAGUUACUUCAACGUGACUAUAAGACUGUCCAAUCAUGGGGAUGACUCCUAYAACACCAGUCUAACCCUCCUCUACCCUCCUGGCCUCUCAUUCUCCAUGAUGCAUCUUCUGAAGUCCACAAGGAGAACUGUGUUCAGCUGUGGUGGUGUGGAAGGUGAAAUGAACAGAACUACAUGCAGUGUCAGCAUACCUGUCUACCGUAGUAAAACUACAGCCGUGUUCACCAGUAAAUUCCAUAUUUUGAAUACAUAUGACUGGAACGACACAAUGGAAAUGACCGUCAUUGGCCUGAGCGACAAUGGAAACUCAACCAAUAGUUCCCUUACCAGGACCAUCCCUGUUCAAUUUGCAGUUGACCUGGUAGCAAAAGCCCUUCCCCAAGACUCCACCACUUACAUGAACUUUACUCUGGAGGACACAUCACCUAAAAGACUGGUGAAUGUAUAUGAGGUCCAGAACUUGGGAUUUAAGUCUGUACCCGUCACAGUCACCUUCACUUUCCCAACUAAGCUUGAGCACAGAUUUGAAAUGAAGGACUACCAAAUAUCUGUCUUACAGAACCAUACUCAAUGUGGAAAGAUKAUCAAUUCAACAACAGAGUACUGCUCUCCAGAAAAAUACUGCAAGUCCAUCGAGUGUGAAAGUUUCCUUUUGGAGAAGUGGACAGUUACAUUUGUGCUGUCUGGAAAUGUUUCCUUCAAGGACCUCGAUCAACAUGCAAGGAGCUUGUCAUUGCCAAAGAAAUUCACUGGGGAUAGAGAAACAGUCAAUUUCAUCAGUUUUGUCAAACUCAGCUAUGACAAAAAACGAUAUGUCCAGACAGCGAGUGACCCAAGGGAUAACUCUUCAAGCUUCCACCAAACACAGAUUGAUGUUCAGGCUGAGCUCAUCAUUCCUCCCCAUAGAGACCUGAUAAUAGGUACAGGAGUUGGAGUAGGACUCUUCCUCCUGAUCAUCAUCACAAUGGCCAUGUAUAUGAUGGGAUGCUUCCAGAGAAAAAGCCUUGAUAAUGAAGAGAAUGAAGGGGAAUAGAGUGAGCAAGAUGACGCUGCUAAGGCUAACAAUGUCUAUGCUAACGCUUUGGAGAAGCAGCCAAAGCCUGAGAGCAGAGCCAAUACCUCUCCUUGUUGACAUUCAGACAGUAAAAAAAUGGCUUCCACGCUAGCAAUGAGGGGGUAAGGGGAGGGACCAAAAGAGAAACAGGAUGUCAGUCAGAUGCAGGCUGAAGUCUAAGCAACAAAAAAAUAAAACUCAGGCUGAUUGACUUAGGAAAUGUACUUGGUAUUGAGACUUAUGUUGCUUCCUUAUGCAGACUGAAUACAUGUAAUUCAACCGCCUAAAACCUUGUUGGCCAACAGAUUUUCUCAUGGAGUUCAUAGUCAAUAGGGUUUUCAGUACAUUUAUCUAAUGUAAAUAUUAUCCAAUAUUUAAUGGAUUGAACUACUGAAUGGCAACAUUCAGGAUUAAUCAAACCAUUAUACUGAGAAGGGCAUACAUUUUCUAAAGGGGGCUGAAUAUUUAAUUACGCACACCUUUCCUACACACUUCUCAGUAGUUGGUAUUCAGACUUAACUUAUGCAGCUGUGCAAUGGGCUUUGCAGGCUUGGUUUCCUUGGGCACACCCGAAUACAUUUAAUUAAACAGCUGAAAACCUUCCCACUUGCUGGCCAACAGAUUUCCUUGUGGAGUUGUCAUUCAAUAGGGUUCAAUACAUUGAUCUUAAGCCAUCCCUUUAAAUACAGUGUUGCUUUAAUUCGAAUUUGUCGACAGACUAGACUACAUAGAGAACGUGUACAGAAUAUAUGGAUCAAUGAAAGAUAGAGAUGAAUGUGCAUAUAAUUAGAUGGCUGUUUCAGCACCAACUGGUAUAUUUAGGGACAUUUUUGGGUUAGAAAAGUAUGACAAAACAAAACAA
Molecule: messenger RNA, 2818 nt
Organism: Salvelinus sp. IW2-2015
Lineage: Eukaryota; Metazoa; Chordata; Actinopteri; Salmoniformes; Salmonidae
Source: RefSeq, a predicted model, not a curated record